GGAACCUGAGCGCGGUGACGCAGUUUUCCGGCGGGCUCCUUAGAGCGCUGAACAAACUUUGGGCCCAAACACCAUGAGAGGGCCGGACCCAGGUCCUGAACCUACGAUGGAGGGAGACGUGCUGGACACACUAGAGGCGCUGGGGUAUAAGGGACCACUGUUAGAAGAGCAAACCCUUAUCAAGGCAGCAGAGGGUGGACUAUCUUCACCUGAAUUUUCAGAGCUCUGUGUUUGGUUAGGCUCUCAAAUAAAAUCGUUGUGUGACUUGGAAGAAAGUAUCACUUCAGCUGGGAAAGAUGAUCUAGAAAGUUUCCAGCUUGAGAUAAGUGGUUUUUUAAAAGAAAUGGCAUGUCCAUAUUCUGUACUAGUAUCAGGAGAUAUUAAAGACCGUUUGAAAGAGAAGGAAGACUGUUUGAAACUUAUAUUGUUUUUAAGUACAGAGCUUCAAGCUUUACAGAUCUUACAGAACAAGAAAUGUAAAAAUUCUCAGUUAAAUAAAAACAACGAAAUUUAUCAGGAAGUUCAAGCUAUCGGUGAUACCCUUGGUGUACCCAAGUCAACAACUUCUGACAUUCCACUUAUGCUCAACCAAGUGGAAUCAAAGGUGAAGGAUAUCCUCUCAAAAGUCCAGAAAAAUCAUGUGGGAAAACCACUGCUGAAAAUUGACUUAAAUCUGGAACAGGCGGAACAACUGGAAAAAAUCAACAAUGCUCUUUCCUGUGAAUAUGAAUGUCGUCGGCGGAUGUUAAUGAAACGAUUAGAUGUGACAGUGCAAUCCUUUGGAUGGUCCGAUAGAGCAAAGAUAAAAACAGAUGACAUAGCAAGAAUUUACCAGCCUAAGCGUUAUGCUUUGUCACCCAAGACAACUAUUACAUUAGCACAUCUACUUGCUGCUCGUGAAGAUCUAUCCAAGAUCAUUAGGACAAGUAGUGGCACUACCCGAGAGAAGACGGCUUGUGCCAUUAACAAGGUGCUGAUGGGAAGGGUGCCUGACAGGGGAGGAAGGCCAAAUGAAAUUGAACCACCACCCCCUGAAAUGCCCCCUUGGCAGAAGAGACAAGAAGGCGGUGGAAGGGGUGGUUGGGGGGGUGGUGGUGGUGGUAGAGGAGGUGGUGGGGGUGGAAGGGGUGGCUGGGGAGGUGGAGGGGGUUGGGGAGGUGGGGGAGGUGGAGGAGGUUGGGGAGGAGGAAGUGGUGGAGGUGGUGGUAGAGGAGGGGGUUUCCAAGGCAGGGGAGAUUAUGGAGGAAGAGGAGGCUAUGGGGGAAGAGGAGGCUAUGGGGGAAGAGGUUAUGGAGAUCCAUAUGGAGGAGGUGGUGGUGGUGGUGGUGGUGGAUAUAGAAGAUACUAAAAACUAGAUAGUGGUGCUUACUUCUUGAUAGAUACAGUAGGCAUAGUAUUCUAAAUAACAUUUUUGAGUAUCAUCUUUGAAGUAAACACCAGAUAUAAGUAAACACCUGACUCCCAGAUGAUAUCAUUUUGAAUUGGAUUAAGAUGUAAGAGCAAUGUUUUAUACUACCAUUUGAUCUCUUAGAUGAAGUCAUUUUUUUCCCAUAUUCUGUGUACCUUAAGCAUGUUGUGUCUUUUUAAAAAACAAAAAAUUGAACAAAAAUAAUUUUUAAAAAUGUAAAUAUUACCGUCAAACUUGGAAAAUGGGAAGUAUUUUAUUGUCAUAUUGAAUUUAGACUGUUGCCUGUAUUUUAUUUAGGUUUGAGAUAAAUAAAUGACUCCACCUGUAAUGGAAAGGAAUAUAGACUAUUGCCUCAUCCAUAUGCCUGUGAAUGUGUUUUGUAUUUGUUAAUUCUGCAUUACAAAAUAGGGAAAGGGACUGAUAGUUGUGUUCAGCAGGCAGUUGUCUUGAUUUGUUUAUUUUAUAAUCAAAAAAGACAUAUCAAUUUUCCAUGUUUUACAUGAAACAUCUUCCUAUAAACUGGUUUCAUCAUCAUUUGUGCCCUCAUUUUAGACAUCUAAAUAUUAGAAGGCAAGCUGGGCUGAAUCACACAGGAUUAUAGUAGCAAUUCUGUUUCAGUAGGUCAGGGGUAGGGCUGAGGCAUCCCAUGGUAAUUCUCAUUCACAUUUAGAUUGAGAAAUACAGGGUUAGGGAAUGUCAAAGGUUUGGGGAUCAGGAGUUGUGAAUUCAAAUUAUGGCACUAGCCCAGGGAUGCUAUAAAGGAUUGAUUUGUCCUCAUUUGUCAAAAGAGGAAUGUGACACCUGCCCCCUCAGAUUGUUCAUAAAUACAUAAGUAAAAAUGGAAUUUGUUGAAAAUGUAUAGUGGGCCUGUUCUGAGUAGUUUAGGAGCUGGACCAAGUAACACAUGUUUUCUUUUAGUGUGAAGGGUUAGAGAAAAAGAACUGGCCACACCAAUUUUUUUCAAUUCCAACUAUAAAUCGAUAUCCCAGUGCAGGUACCUGUGUGUAACAACUUUCUGUGAUGUAGGCACUUCAGCAGGUAGAAAGCUGUAUUGUUAACAGUGGACAAAUGUUAUUUGAUAUUUGUUUUGUUUCAAAGUAAACCUUAAGGUGAAAUCUCAGUGUUAAAACUUUAAAAGUGAUAUUGCGUAUACUUCGGUCUUGGACAUGUAUUUUUCAAGCUAACCCUUCAAAGAAAAAUGUUCAGGAUAGGAAAACAAAUUUUUUUAGUUCCUUGUAAACUUUUGGCUUAGGGUUUUUUAUGUAUCUAUACAUAAUGAAGAGACUUAAUUUCGUAUGUGAUAGUUGAAGAAAAUGGCUUUCCAUUAUUAAGGAAACACCUUUAUCAGUAGCUAUGAACACUGAAAAGAAAAUACUUUUUCAAAAAUUUAUAUGCAAAAGACUGCUGGGGCAAAAUAUUUUAUGAGUUACUAUUGAAAA
Molecule: messenger RNA, 2847 nt
Organism: Choloepus didactylus (southern two-toed sloth)
Lineage: Eukaryota; Metazoa; Chordata; Mammalia; Pilosa; Megalonychidae
Gene: TSLIG3B
Product: family with sequence similarity 98 member B
Exons: 8
Coding region: 74-1348 (424 amino acids)
Cellular component (GO): tRNA-splicing ligase complex
Source: RefSeq, a predicted model, not a curated record